This is a messenger RNA of Phytophthora nicotianae INRA-310, 2670 nucleotides long. RefSeq lists its product as hypothetical. NCBI's taxonomy places the organism in Eukaryota, Oomycota, Peronosporomycetes, Peronosporales, Peronosporaceae. Gene Ontology annotation, biological process: non-motile cilium assembly; intraciliary transport. Gene Ontology annotation, cellular component: centriole; ciliary basal body; non-motile cilium. Bases 1 to 2601 code for a protein of 866 amino acids. The transcript has 4 exons. The record is from RefSeq and is a predicted model, not a curated record. Gene Ontology annotation, molecular function: kinesin binding.
AUGGCAGGUUAUGGCGGGGGCUACGGCCAGGCCAGACAUGGACUCAUGGUCGAGGAAGAGGACGACGAAGAUCUGUAUGAAGGGUUCAACUUCAGCAUCGAUCUCGCGCCUCCGCAGACGGCGGCGACCACCAACUACAUGUCGUCGUCCUACGGUGCUCCAGCUUCUAGAGGAGGCUACAAUCCACCAGGAACGGCCUUCAGAGCACCACCGUCGCAAAUGGGGAGACCAAUUCCGGGCUCACGCAUGGGCACAGCCCAACAAUCAAGUGACGCACGACCCAUGACUUCCGUGUCUGGAGCAGGAUUCUCGUCGAAUCCACGUACUGCCGGGGGUCAGAGAAUGUUUGAUCCUAUGGGUGAAUCUCGAAAAGCUGGCGCAGCCCCUGCUUUGGUAGAGAAAACUGAAAACUCCCCAAAAGAAGUGGCAAAAGAACUGGAACGGACAGUAAACGCGCUGAUCGAGCAAUCAGCCGAGUUGAUUGCCAAGGAACAGUACGAAGAAGCGCUACAUUCAGCCAAAGAUGCUGGACGCAAGGAACGAGCAUUCAACAAGCACUGCGAGCUCAAUGGAUUGGCGGAUAUGCUCAACAUCGACUUAACUUAUGCAGUUUUUUUCAAUCUCGCAAAUGCGUAUCAUUUGAAUGGACUGUGGAAAGAAGCCAUUCAGUCGUAUACGCCGAUAGUAAAGAACAAACAGUACGCUCAAGGCGGUCGAUUGAGAGUUAAUAUGGGCAACAUUUACUUUGAACAACAGCAGUAUCCGACGGCUAUCCGAAUGUAUCGCAUGGCUCUGGAUCAGAUUCCGAACACCAGCAAGGAAGUGCGCUACAAGAUCAAACGGAACAUUGGAGGAGCGCAGAUCAAGCUCGGACAUUACCAGGACGCAGCAGCCACGUUCGAAGAUAUCAUGGAAGGCAACGCCGACUUUCAGUCGGGUUUUAACCUCAUCAUUUGCUACUACGCUAUUGGAGAGCAUGAAAAGAUGCGACGAGGAUUCACGAACCUCAUCACGAUCCCGAUGGAAGGAAUGUCCGAGGAAGACGAAGACGAGUCCGGACUGGCCAACGAGUCGAAGCACAACGAUGAUACCCACACGUCUUCGAAAGAACACCUUCAUUCACUCAAGACUGACGGGUUGAAAGCGGAGAUCCGAGCGAGGAGGAAGAAAGCCAUGGAGUACAUUUUAGUGGCUGCAAAGCUGUGUGCUCCUGCGCUGGACAAGAAGGACUGGUUAGCAGGUUUCACGUGGGUUAUCGACGCGUUAAAGCAGGAAAGCCACGAAAGUUUAGCGAGCGAAAUGGAGAUCUGUAAAGCUCAUUGGUUCUUGAAAGAAAAAGAGUUCGACAAGGCAAUCGAAGUUCUCAAGGCUUUCGAGAAGAAAGACCCCGCACACAAAGCCAUGGCCGCUACAAACUUGAGUUACCUUUACUUUGUGGAAGGCGAUACGGCUCAAGCGGACAAGUACGCGUCGUUGGCGGUGCGACACCAACGAUACAACGCCAAAGCUUUGGUAAACAAAGGCAACUGUCUGUACGUUAAAAACGAAUGUGAGCGAGCGAAGGAGCUCUUUCUCGAGGCUAUCGGCGUGGAAGCAGACUGCAUCGAAGCUAUCUACAAUCUUGGCUUAGUAAAUAUCAAGAUGGGUGUACUAAAUGAAGCGCUACAAGCGUUCGAGAAGCUUCACAGUAUUGUCCCGACGAACGCAGAAGUACUGUACCAGAUCGCAAACCUGCACGACAUUAUGGGCAACUACCGCCAAGCAGCCAAGUGGUUUAAUAUCCUCCUCUCAUGCUUUGGUAGUAACGAUAAACGAGACCGGAAUACCAAGAACGUGGCCGACCCUGGAGUUCUCGCUCGCCUGGGUCAAAUCUUCAAUAAGGACGACGACGAGACCCAAGCUUUCCACUACCAUCUUGAAUCGUAUCGAUACUUCCCCAUCAACUUGGAUGUCAUCUCCUGGCUUGGAGUCUGGUACGUCAAGAGCGAGUUGUAUGAAAAAGCCAUCCAGUUCUUCGAACGGGCCAGUCAGAUCCAGCCCAAUGAGGUCAAAUGGAGACUUAUGGUCACGAGUUGCUAUCGACGUAUGGGUGCCUAUCAGAAGGCCAUGGUGCUCUACGAACAGAUCCAUCAAGAUUAUCCUGAGAACCUCGAGUGUUUGAGAUAUCUCGUUGCUAUUUGUAAGGAUCUUGGUCAACGUUGCGACGGGUUUCAAGCCAAAUUGGCCAAACUCGAACGUGACAAUGCUGUUAACGUUCAGAUGCCACCACAGCUAGCGCAACCUGUAGGCAACGGCCACUCACGGAACUCCAGUGGUGACAACGAUGAUUCACGAACUCAAUCUUCUUACCAGAGACCGCAGGAAAUUCAACGACAAGAUAGUCGAGGCGCUUCGUCUUCUGUUUAUGGAAAUGGUAGCAGCACGCCGGAGUCACGAACACGUGAGAGCGACGACAACCGAAGCGAUUUUGUUGCACCGCCACCAAUGCAGACAGUAGCACCUACUACAUCAAGGGCACCGCAGAUUCAAAAGCGACCGAGCAAACACGAAGAGACGGAUGAUUGGGGAGAUGCUGAUGUGGGUGACCUCUUAGGAGACUAAAAGCAGGGGAUUGUUGAAAUUGUAAGAGGCCAUCGAAUAAUGGUAAACACGAACCAUUUCAAAAUGCUA